AUGUGUCUCAUCUUCUCUUUCUACGUUCGUUCAGGGCUGGCAGCGUCUUUAGGGUAUGGUGCAGCGUCCGAGCUACUACGGCGCUCCACAAGUUCCGAUGACCACCAAUCACCAUCGCUCGUGCUGACGGAGGGCAAUGUCAAGCGCCUUGUCGCUAAGCUUACCCAACUGCGCGGCGCAGCGCUGAAACUGGGGCAGUUCAUGAGCAUCCAAGACAGCCAUGUCCUCCCGCCCGAGAUCGAGGACAUAUUUCGGCGAGUGCAAGACAGCGCGCAUUACAUGCCUGACUGGCAGAUGGAGGAAGUGCUCCGCGGCUCUCUUGGACCCUCAUGGCAAGAUAACUUCGAGUCAUUUGACAGGCUGCCAUUCGCCGCCGCGUCCAUAGGGCAGGUUCAUUCUGCCGUACUCGCUGCGUCCUCAUCGCCUACCGGCCGCCCGGAGAAAGUGGCCGUCAAGAUCCAAUUCCCGAACAUCGUCAAUUCUAUCGAGAGCGACCUCGGCUACCUCAAGGUGCUGCUUACAGCCGGAAGGCUGCUGCCUAAAGGGCUCUUCCUCGACCGCACGAUCCAGGUCAUGAAGGCCGAGCUGGCGGACGAAUGCGACUACUCUCGCGAGGCAGGGUUCUUGCGCAAGUUCGCGUCGCCGGAGUACCUCGGGAAUGACCCGCAAUACAAAGUGCCAUGGGUAUGGGACGGCAGUACGCAGCAGGUGCUCGUCAUGGAGCAUGUCAAUGGCGUUAGCGUCGGUGGCUCUAUCAUUGAUUCCCUCAACCAGCAGGGCCGCAACGACAUCGCCACGCGGAUCAUCGACUUGUGUUUGAAAGAGCUUUUUGUCCUCAGGACGAUGCAGACCGAUCCUAACUGGACGAACUUCCUCUGGAAUACUCGCACGCGUCAGGUCGAGCUCGUGGACUUUGGUGCAACGCGGGAGUAUACCAAGGAGUUUAUGGACAACUGGUUACAUUUGCUGCAGGCCGCUGCGAGCGGUGACCGCGAAGCGUGUAUUGAAUGGAGCCUCAAGCUUGGUUACCUGACAGGCGAGGAAAAUGAUGUCAUGCUCGAUGCGCAUGUACGCUCGAUGGCCCUGCUCGCUACGCCGUUCAAGGCGGACACACCGCAGCCCUUCUCGUUCGGCCCCGGCUCGCAAUGGGCAGUCAUUACCGCGGACAUCAGGGCACAGAUCCCAGUGAUGCUCAAGUACAGGCUCACCCCGCCCCCGAGGGAGACGUACAGUCUUAACAGGAAGCUGAGCGGAGCAUUUUUGCUCGCAUCGCGCUUGCAGGCCUCGGUUGACUGCAAGGUACUCUGGGACAAUAUCAUCGACAACUACCAUUUCGGCGUCGAGCCUAAAAAGUAG
Messenger RNA from Postia placenta MAD-698-R-SB12, 1356 nucleotides. RefSeq lists its product as hypothetical. The transcript has 8 exons. Gene Ontology annotation, molecular function: kinase activity. Gene Ontology annotation, biological process: ubiquinone biosynthetic process. Gene Ontology annotation, cellular component: extrinsic component of mitochondrial inner membrane. The record is from RefSeq and is a predicted model, not a curated record. Bases 1 to 1356 code for a protein of 451 amino acids. NCBI's taxonomy places the organism in Eukaryota, Fungi, Basidiomycota, Agaricomycetes, Polyporales, Adustoporiaceae.